AUGUCUAACAAUAUAGUUAACCCAUCCCAAAAUGAAAGUCGGGAAGAAAAAGAAAAACAAGAGAAAGCAAAAUGGGAUGACAAGGGAACUGAGGUUUUCAUCAAGAUUUGUGUUGCUGAGACGUUAGGUGGUAAUCGACCAAGUAGUCAUUUUAAUAAGGUUGGAUGGAAAAAUAUUAUAAAGAAGUUUAAUGAUAUUACUAAAAGGAACUAUGACUAUAGACAAUUGAAGAACAAAUGGACUGGACUUAAGAAAGAAUGGCAGUUAUGGACAAGUUUGGUUGCAAAAGAGACCGGCUUAGGAUGGGAUCCUGUGAAGCAAACAAUCAAAGCUACCGAUGAAUGGUGGGAUAAGAAAAUAAAGGAGAAACCUGAGGUUGCAAGAUUUCGAACACAUGGAUUGAAACAUGUUGAAUUCAUGGAUGCCUUAAGAAUUCCAACACUGAAAUUUCCACGUCCACCUACUGAGUUCCAACCAUAUGAUGAUGAUGAAGAGUUACUUCCCCAAACAGAUGACGGAAGGACUAGUACGGAAGAGACUAUUGUACAAGAAAAUGUAACUCGUGCACGAGAGAUGGAUGACGAACGCGAGAGAAUUGCAAAUCUUCUUAUGUCUACUUGA
This is a messenger RNA of Prunus avium (sweet cherry), 621 nucleotides long. The record is from RefSeq and is a predicted model, not a curated record. NCBI's taxonomy places the organism in Eukaryota, Viridiplantae, Streptophyta, Magnoliopsida, Rosales, Rosaceae.